This is a messenger RNA of Xiphophorus hellerii (green swordtail), 3411 nucleotides long. Its product is annotated as KN motif and ankyrin repeat domain-containing protein 4-like. Gene Ontology annotation, biological process: negative regulation of actin filament polymerization. NCBI's taxonomy places the organism in Eukaryota, Metazoa, Chordata, Actinopteri, Cyprinodontiformes, Poeciliidae. Gene Ontology annotation, molecular function: protein binding. The record is from RefSeq and is a predicted model, not a curated record. Gene Ontology annotation, cellular component: cytoskeleton; cytoplasm. The transcript is spliced from 9 exons. Bases 310 to 2865 code for a protein of 851 amino acids.
GGCUGCCGUCUGGAGGAGUGGGUGUGGUUCUCUGAGUCUAUGCCUCCCUCUCAAUCAGUCAUCCUGGCUGGACGGGAGACAACGUAGGAAGGCAUGUUGCUAGCUCCUCCUCGUUCAGACGCUCUCCUUCACACACACACACACGCGCAAGCAAACCCAGCUUCUGUUAUGGCAGGGGCCGCGUGGUGGCAUUUCCCAGACAGCCGAGGCAUGCUGCCCUCCCCGCCUGCUGAGGAGACAGACAGCAGGCAGAGCUGAGCAGCAGACAGCAGAGGACCGUCCAACAGCGAGUGGAGGAAAGUGCUGAGCAUGUCCCGAGGUCUCAUUGCCCGUCACAAAAUGGCUGAGAAUGGAGUUAAAGGGAAGCCCCCAUACUCGGUGGAAACCCCGUACGGCUUCCAAAUAGAUCUGGACUUCCUCAAAUACGUGGAUGACAUUGAGAAAGGCAACACCAUCAAAAGGGUUCCCAUUCAGCGCCGAAGCAAAGGACCCCGGGCCAGCACUCUCCCCAGGCACCUCAACUCCUCUGGUUCUGGCUACAAACAAAAUCCCUGGAGGUCGACCGGAGCUCUUGACCCCAGAUCCCGACCGUUCGCCAACCAUCACCAUGGGUGUUCCUCUUGGACUUUCGAUCACAGGCCGCUUCUCUACCCAACGGGGCUCACGUCCCUGACAGAAAUGGAAGCCAGGAUCAAGGAGUUCGACGAACAACCUCUCGGAGAGCAUAUCCGGCCUCAUCUCCUGCGGGCCUCCAGUUUGCCACUCACUGUGCUGCUCAGACAAGAAUCUGAGUCCACAGAUGACAGGAGCAGCAUCCAGAGUUCAAGAGAUCACCUCGGAGGAAGGAACACCUCCUGCGAGGACGUGUUCCUCUCAGACAGCCCUCGCCCACAGGACUGCUCGGGGCUGCUGAGGCGCCUGACCGAGGCUCUUGAACGCGUCGGAGAACUCGAGAUGGAGGUGAGGGUUGUUCCUGAGCUCAGAGCUCAGAUCUGCAUCCUGCAAGAAGAAAGGGAAAGACUCCGUCUGGGCUUGGUCCACCACGUCCCUCCAUCAUCAGUCAAUGGCACCACAGAUCUUCAUACUUCAUCACCCUAUGGCAAAGGGGAUGUCCUGAAAUCCCAACGAGAAAGUCAUGUCAUGUUUUCCAGAAAUCACAGCGUCACAAGCAAAAUAAACCCCGUGAAUGAUUGGAAAACCAGCACAGAUCUGGACGAGCUGCUGACCGUGACGUCCCUGCAGGCUAAGGUAGCGGCACUGGAGCAGAAGCUCCAUGACACUGAGCAGGACCUCCAGAGGACGGUAGGACUCCUAAAGGAGCAGCAGCAGGAAAGCAGGAGGAAAGAUGAGAAGAUAGAAUACCUCAUCAGGAACCCGGGGGUGUGGGUCCGCGCAGAAAGGGUGGUGGUGGACCAGGAGGGAGAUGAGACCAUUGUGAGGUCCAUCGAAUCAGAGCGUAUUCCUGCCUCAUCCGUCAUCUCAAGAACUGUACCCUCACAUGCUCAGAGGCACCAAGACUUAAUAAUGUCUGAUGGGGGCACAGACACAUUCAUUAUUCGCCAUAUUAAGAGAAUCAAGAGUCUCCUGGACCAGCAGUGGGAGUGUGUGUGUGGACAGUUCGGAGAAAAGGGAAAACCCCUGAAACAUCCGGAUCCAAAAGUCAACUCCCUGCAGCAGGAGAUGAUGGAACUAGUUGACGUCCUCAUGUCUGGACACAAGCACCAUGAAGACAGCGAUGGGCAGAAGAUCCAGGACAGAGCCUCUAAGUCCACCCUGGAAAGUGAUGGAAGCACCCCGACUCUAAAAAAGCUGCAGUCGGAGGAUGCUAAUGAAGGAGUCCAAAUGUCCACAAAAGGAAGUGCGAUUGGCCAGGACAAUGGGAAGCUGUGUGGGGAAGCCAGUGUUGUCCCUCGGGGGAUGGAGGCCACCCAGGUGGAUGUACACCCCGCAAAGAGACGAGUCCAAACCGACGAGUCCAAACAAACAUGCCCAGAGGGUCAUGCAACACCGGUGGGAGCGAUAUCAGGACAAACAGAUGGAGGCACCGUGUUGCUGGAAGCUGAGGGUCCAGAGAAAAAGUCCAAAACCCUGGAGGACAGAACUGGCUCGAAUACGAAGGGAAGGGACAUACUGAGUGCAGAUUUUAUGUCUGCUUGUCAUUUUGUUAAGGAUCACAUGGACAUCACAGAAAAUCCAAAUGAUGACAUGAGGAAAGCUCUGGUAACAAUGUUCCAGCACUGGUUUGGCGCUGCGGCGGAGGAGGCCUCCGAAACCAGCAGGGUAGCUGCGUACCUGAAAGAAGUAAAGAGUGAGGCACCACCUCUGCUGGCGUUCCUUGUCAAUCUUGCUGACGACAAUGGCAACACGGUGCUCCAUUACAGCGUGUCCCACUGCAACUACGGCGUCGUGAGCGUGCUGCUGGACACGGGCAUGAGUGACGUAAAUGUUCAGAACAAUGCUGGAUACACAGCUGUGAUGCUGGCGUCGCUCACCGCUCCAGAUGGGCCUGCUGGGAUGGAGGUCGUCCGAAAGCUAAUGGAGCUGGGAAACGUUAAUAUUCGCUCCAGUCAGACAGGCCAGACAGCUUUGCACUUGGCAGUGAGACACGGUCGAGUCGUCAUGGUCCGCUUGUUGCUGAGCUGUGGAGCCGACGCCAACAUCCAGGACAACCAGGGAAUGACAUCCCUCAUGUUCGCAUCAGAACGAGGCCACACACACAUUGCAAGACUGCUGCUAGAAAGAAGUCAGUGUGACCUGACUCUGACUGACAAGCGGGGCCAAACUGCGCUCUCCAUUGCCAAGCAAGGUUCCCACACUGACACAGCGGCCCUCCUGCAGGCCCAUGCUAAGGCUCGAGCUCUCUGAAAAUGGGAAAGAUCCGCCAGUUCAUCAUCUUCUUUGCUUGAGGCACCUAAAAAGAGGCUAAACAGUUUAUUUCCUGAUAGUGUUUUGUAUUUUCUGAACUGCUGCAUGAGCAUUAGCUUUUAGCCUUGGACGGGAAGCCAUCAGAUCAAUAAGACUGUACACAAUCAGUUAUUUACAGCUAGGAAUGACUGGUGGCUGUUGAUGCACUAUACAGUAAAUAUGAUUUAUUUCUUAUGUUUUCAUGUGUGAUUGUUAUAGUUUUCUCAGAUCUUUGCACAGCUUAACUCUGCAAACUAUGCAAUGGAAAAAGUAUUUAUUCUUAAAAGUUUUAUUCCAUAUGAGUAUGACUUAUGGGUAACAAUCAACAUGUUAUAUAUACAGUAUGUGUGUUUAAAGGGACGUUUUUAGCAGCCUCUAAAUAUAUUUCUGCACUUUCCAUCCAAAUUAAAUAGAAGAAAGCAACUGAUGCAAGCAAAAAUCAUAUCCUUCUAGGUGUUAAAAUAAGCUGCACACUGUAUAUCCUUCAAUAAAUCAAAUACAAUGCUG